This is a messenger RNA of Artibeus jamaicensis (Jamaican fruit-eating bat), 2946 nucleotides long. It is a transcript of the gene LIPE, whose product is annotated as lipase E, hormone sensitive type. The coding region runs from base 265 to 2553 and encodes 762 amino acids. The transcript is spliced from 10 exons. Lineage: Eukaryota; Metazoa; Chordata; Mammalia; Chiroptera; Phyllostomidae. Gene Ontology annotation, cellular component: cytosol. The record is from RefSeq and is a predicted model, not a curated record. Gene Ontology annotation, biological process: cholesterol metabolic process; triglyceride catabolic process. Gene Ontology annotation, molecular function: triacylglycerol lipase activity; sterol ester esterase activity.
CAGAAAAAAGAACAGCGAGAAACAGGGCAAUAAAGAGAACUAGGAGGUGGGGAGGGGUGCAGAGGAUGGAGAAAGAGGGGCUUCCUCCUCCAACGACAAGCAGGCAGAGCCACGCCUCCGGUGCUGGCGCCCCGCCUCGGCUUUGAAUUGCCCGAGAACCUGGCCGGCUCCCCUGCCCCAGGCUCAGCUGCGCCCCGGUCUCCCCUCCAGCGGGCGGGCAGGUUGGCGUUCUAGGGGAUUCCUACGUGGGAAGCCUCGAGGCUCAUGCACAGCAUGGACUUACGCACGAUGACACAGUCCCUGGUGACUCUGGCAGAGGACAACAUGGCCUUCUUCUCGAGCCAGGGCCCUGGGGAGACAGCACGGAGGCUGACAGCCGUCUUUGCGGGUGUUCGGGAGCAGGCGCUGGGGCUGGAGCCAACCCUGGGCAGCCUGCUCAGCAUGGCGCACCUCUUUGACCUGGAUGCAGAGACUCCGGCCAACGGGUACCGCAGCCUGGUGCACACAGCUCGCUGCUGCCUGGCACACCUGCUGCACAAAUCACGCUACGUGGCCUCCAACCGCCGCAGCAUCUUCUUCCGCACCAGUCACAACCUGGCUGAACUCGAGGCCUACCUGGCCGCCCUCACCCAGCUCCGUGCUCUGGCCUACUACGCCCAGCGCCUGCUGGCCACCAGUCGGCCAGGGCGGCUUUUCUUCGAGGGUGAUGAGGACCUCACCACUGACUUCCUGCGCGAGUAUGUCACUCUGCACAAGGGCUGUUUCUAUGGCCGUUGCCUGGGCUUCCAGUUCACACCCGCCAUCAGGCCAUUCCUGCAGACCAUCUCCAUCGGGCUGGUGUCCUUUGGGGAGCACUACAAACGCAACGAAACCGGCCUCGGUGUGACUGCCAGCUCCCUCUUCACCGGCGGUCGCUUUGCCAUCGACCCAGAGCUACGUGGGGCUGAGUUUGAGCGGAUCAUUCAGAACCUGGACGUGCACUUCUGGAAAGCCUUCUGGAAUAUCACUGAGAUUGAGGUGCUAUCGUCUCUAGCAAACAUGGCAUCAACCACCGUGAGGGUAAGCCGCUUGCUCAGCCUGCCACCAGAAGCCUUUGAAAUGCCACUGACUGCGGACCCCAAACUCACGGUCACCAUUGCACCCCCCUCGGCCCACACAGGCCCUGGGCCAGUCCUCGUCAGGCUCAUCUCCUAUGACCUGCGUGAAGGACAGGACAGUGAGGAGCUCAGCAGCCUGGUGAAGUCUGAGGGUCCUCGGAGCCUGGAGCUUCGGUCACGCCCCCAGCAGGCCCCCCGAUCUCCAUCCCUGAUCGUGCACUUCCAUGGCGGUGGCUUUGUGGCCCAGACCUCCAAGUCCCACGAGCCUUACCUCAAGACCUGGGCCCAGGAGCUGGGUGUCCCCAUCCUCUCCAUCGACUACUCCCUGGCCCCAGAGGCCCCCUUCCCCCGAGCGCUGGAGGAGUGCUUCUACGCCUACUGCUGGGCCAUCAAGCACUGUGCCCUCCUCGGCUCGACGGGCGAGCGGAUAUGCCUCGCAGGGGACAGCGCCGGUGGGAACCUGUGCUUCACUGUCUCCCUUCGGGCAGCAGCCUAUGGGGUGCGGGUGCCAGACGGCAUCAUGGCAGCCUACCCAGCCACAAUGCUGCAGUCCACCGCCUCUCCUUCUCGCCUUCUGAGCCUCAUGGACCCCCUGCUGCCCCUCAGUGUGCUUUCCAAGUGUGUCAGUGCCUAUGCUGGUGGGGAGACAGAGGACCACUCCGACUCGGACCAGAAGGCACUGGGUGUGAUGGGGCUGGUUCGGCGGGACACAGCCCUGCUCCUCCGGGACCUCCGCCUAGGAGCCUCCUCGUGGCUCAACUCCUUCCUGGAGCUGAGCAAGCACAGGUCCCACCCCAACUCAGCAGCGCCCAUGGCAGAGCCAAUUCGGCGCAGCGUGUCUGAGGCAGCGCUGGCCCAGCCUGGGGACUCACAGGGCAUGGACCCCCUCAAGGACCUGAAGCUGAAUGAUCUGAGCCUCAGGAGCAGCUCCGAGACAUCGGGCACACCUGAACUGUCACUGUCAGCAGAGACACUCGGCCCCUCCACGCCCUCAGACGUCAACUUCUUACUCCAGCCCGAGGACACACCAGAAGAGACUGAGGCCGAAGAUGAGCUGAGCGCCCUGGACAGCGGUCAGGGCAUUGGUGCCGCCUUCCCUCGGGGCUUCCACCCAAGGCGCUCCAGCCAAGGCCCCACACGGAUGCCCCUCUACUCAUCGCCCAUUGCCAAGAACCCCUUCAUGUCACCGCUGCUGGCACCUGACAGCAUGCUGCAGAGCCUGCCACCUGUGCACAUCGUGGCGUGCGCGCUGGACCCCAUACUGGACGACUCGGUCAUGUUCGCGCGGCGGCUGCGCAACCUCAGCCAGCCCGUGACGCUGCGCGUGGUGGAGGACCUGCCGCACGGCUUCCUGAGCCUAGGGUCCCUGUGCCGGGAGACGCGCCAGGCAGCCGCGCUGUGUGUGGAGCGCAUCCGCCAGGUCCUCACUCCGCCUGGCACUGCCGCGGGGGUCUGAGCCUCGGGUCAGAGCCAGGCAACCCGGUACGUGGGGGUUGGGGGCAAGGGGCGGCGACACUAAAGGCCUCCUGUUUCCAUCUGCAUUGGCCUCAGUGUAUUGUGACUAUGCUUCAGGAGGAGGGGAGAAGGGUGGGGACCCCUGCAGAGCCCCUGGCCCCUGCCUACCUGGGCCGUGGGAGACAGCCAGCUGUGCCUUACGUUGGGGAUGAUGAGGGGGAGGCCGGGAGCUGAGACCCCGGACUGGGGGGUGAGGGGAAAACCAGUUUCUUGAGACCUCUGGACCUGCACUCCACCAUUGCCUUCUACUGCCACUGCAACGGCUGCAGGGGCAGGGCCUGACCCCACCUGCGGAUCGGUUUGUUUUUGUUUGUAAAUAAAAGUAUUUAAUUAG